Messenger RNA from Helianthus annuus (common sunflower), 684 nucleotides. RefSeq names its product basic blue protein. The record is from RefSeq and is a predicted model, not a curated record. NCBI's taxonomy places the organism in Eukaryota, Viridiplantae, Streptophyta, Magnoliopsida, Asterales, Asteraceae. Gene Ontology annotation, cellular component: plasma membrane. Gene Ontology annotation, molecular function: electron transfer activity. The transcript has 2 exons. Bases 61 to 441 code for a protein of 126 amino acids.
GAAACAUCAAUAAUCAUAAAAAAUAACCAAGCCCUCCAUCUCUUCUUGUUUAACUAAACCAUGGCUGAGGGAAAAGGUGGUACAGUGGUGGUAAUAAUGGUGAUAUGUCUACUAGUGAUGGCGUUGCAAUGCGAUGCAUAUCCUGUUUGUAGUAGUUAUGUCGUUGGGGGUAAAACUGGUUGGAAUAAGAACUUUAAUAACGGUUGGUUAGCUAACGUUGCGUUACAGCCUUGCGACAAAUUUGUUUUUAACUACCCAAAAGGAAAACAUAAUGUUGCGGUAGUGAACAAGACAGGGUUUGAUGGGUGCAAGACUACUCCUAGCGAUAAGGUUUACACAAGUGGAAAAGACGAAAUUGCCCUCAAGGACGGUGCUAACUACUUCAUUUGCAGUAUCCCUGGUCAAUGUCCUCCGAUGAAGAUCAAAGUAGACUUCACUUGAAGAUUCAAAUAUUUGCAUCAUAAAUUCAAAAUAACAAUAAUAAUAUAAUAAAUAUUAGUGAUAAUGAAGAAUCGAUCAAAUCUAUGAACUUAUGCGUGUACUAAAAUUUCGAUACGCUUUAAUUAAUGUUAUAUGGAUUAUGUUAUAGACAAAAUUCGCUCAUUAUAAUAUUUGGCCAUAAAUUAAGGAACUUUAAAGUGUUGUUAUCUACGGUACGUUUUAUUGUACAUACUAGGUUAUAGA